Molecule: messenger RNA, 2091 nt
Organism: Spodoptera frugiperda (fall armyworm)
Lineage: Eukaryota; Metazoa; Arthropoda; Insecta; Lepidoptera; Noctuidae
Product: porphobilinogen deaminase
Exons: 7
Coding region: 253-1479 (408 amino acids)
Biological process (GO): heme biosynthetic process
Cellular component (GO): cytoplasm
Molecular function (GO): hydroxymethylbilane synthase activity
Source: RefSeq, a predicted model, not a curated record
AACUUAUCAAUAAUCAUGACACUGACAGGUCGACGUCUGUGUGAUUAGGCUGUUGCAUUGGACGAUGUAUUUUUAUUAUUCUAAUUAAUCAAUUACAAUAAUUGCCGACUUGUCCACUACAGUGAUAGUGACAAGUCAAUAAGGCACCAGAAUAUUUAUUUAGCCCCAUUCAUUUUCGUUACGUUCAUGACAUAACCUUAAAGUUCCUACUUAUUUUAUUCUUAUGUAAAUUCGUGAAUAUUUGAAUUAACAAUGGAAAGUGAAGCGAAAAAUGUGAUUCGAGUUGGUUCGAGAAAAAGUGAGCUGGCUCUAAUACAGACCAACUAUGUUAUUGACUGUCUCAAAAAAGUAAACCCUGAAAAGGAAUUUACAGUAGUUACCAUGACAACGCUGGGAGACCGUAUACUAGACGUAUCACUGCCGAAGAUAGGAGAGAAGUCAUUAUUCACCAAGGACCUCGAAGACGCCCUGAGGAACGAUACAGUGGACUUCGUGGUACAUUCCCUGAAGGAUCUGCCCACCACCUUACCUGAUGGCCUGGCUAUUGGCGCUGUGUUUGAAAGAGAAGACCCAAGAGACGCGUUAGUUCUUCGCGAGGACUUCAAAGACCACACGCUGGCUACAUUGCCUGAAGGAUCUGUUAUAGGUACAUCGUCACUACGCCGCACCGCUCAGCUGCGCGGUUCGUACCCGCAGUUGUCGGUCGCGGACGUGCGCGGCAACCUGAACACGCGACUGCGCAAGCUGGACACGUCUGGACAAUACGCCGCGCUGCUAUUGGCCAGUGCUGGCUUACAACGCAUGGGGUGGAAGGAUCGGAUAUCUAAGAUCUUGCCGUGCGCGGACAUGAAGUACGCAGUAGGCCAGGGUGCAUUGGCGGUGGAGUGUCGCGCGGACAACACCACCGUACUGAACAUGCUGGCGCCCUUCAACCAUCCCGAGACCUACUGCAGGAUCCUCGCCGAGAGGAGCUUCCUAAAGACCUUGGGUGGAGGUUGCAGUGCUCCAGUCGGCGUCUCCACGACCCUCAAGCCAGUAGACUCCCAGUUCAGACUGUCCCUAACUGGAGCAGUAUGGAGUAUGGACGGCAAAACCAAACUCGACCACAGCCUCCAACAAACAUUCACACAAAUCAGACGCACACAGAAACACAAACUCAGUCCCACGGAAGAAUCAGAUUGCAAAAAGGUGAAAAUAGACAAUGGUGAGUCGAAAAACGAAAUCCUUAACCCUAAUGAAGUACUUAAAGACAAUGAUAGUAUUGUAGGUAAAUCUGCCAGUCAAGAAAAAGAUGAUGCGUGUGACAACCGCAUUUUCUGCGGCCUAACUAUAAACACAAGCAUCCCCAUAGACGUUAUAAUUAAAUGUGAUAAUCUAGGUAAAGAUGUAGCCAAUGCCCUCAUUGAGAAAGGUGCUCUAGAUGUCAUGAAAGUCACUCAAGAUAUCAUAAGAAGUUCCACGGCCGCUAAAAAUUCAUGAUUAAAACCUUUUUCUAGUGAAAAGGCUGUAUGCAUGCAUGUCUUGUUGUAUAAAAGUUUUAGUGACACAAGUGGCCUUAUGAAAUCUUUUUUAUCUGUGCAAACAUGUGUUUAGGAACAAAUUGUAGGUGACAUAAGAAAUGGCUUUUUGCUAAUAUGAGAGAAUAAUUAAAUAUUGUUUAAAAUUAAUCUAGUUAGUGUAUGCUACAAUGGACAAUUUUAUACGGAUUCAUAAACUAUGUAUAUUUGUACAUAAAUCUUAUUGUAAAAAGUGAAAUCUGUUUGUAAAUUGCAGUUUAUCAAACACGACCUUAAGUCUAUAGCAAUAAGGGCGACUUUCGUAGUAAUACUUAUGUCAUAAGUACAUUUGCGUGCGAUAUCCAUAAUUCUGUUAAGGGACUUUGAUCUCUAUCGCCUUAGUAAUAAGGUUACAAUAUUAUAUUACUUCAAGAUCGUCCUUAUGUAUAGGUCUUUAGGUGAUUUGUUUUUUUUAUAUUUUGUCGUUGUUUGGCAUAAACUUGACUGAGUUAUACAGCUAUUUUUGUUUUAGUUUAUUACCUGUUCCAAAUAUUUUAUUGAUCGGAGUAGCAAAUAAAUGGAGGGCGCAAGUUGU